Messenger RNA from Osmia bicornis bicornis, 531 nucleotides. It is a transcript of the gene mRpL42, whose product is annotated as 39S ribosomal protein L42, mitochondrial. NCBI's taxonomy places the organism in Eukaryota, Metazoa, Arthropoda, Insecta, Hymenoptera, Megachilidae. Gene Ontology annotation, cellular component: mitochondrial large ribosomal subunit. The transcript has 2 exons. The record is from RefSeq and is a predicted model, not a curated record. Bases 107 to 466 code for a protein of 119 amino acids.
AUUGAACUCUUUGUCUAUCUAAUAUAUAUUCAUCACUAAUCUUAUUCUGCCUUGUUGCUGUAGUUACGUUUCAUCUAACAUAAAUGAUUAUUUUUUCAAAAUAAAGAUGUAUUAUUCUGCAUUAUGUGUUACACGAACAUUGAAUGUAUCUUGUAAACGAUAUUUGAGUUCUACUAAAUUACCAUCACAAAUUGUUAUACCAUUAAGCAGAGAUAUGAUUGUCUGUUGGCAUCCAGAACCGAAAUUCCCUUAUGAAUAUUCAUUACCAUUACCAGAAGAGAAAAAAGUUUCAUCCAAUUCUGUUUUGUCUAUUGGUGAAAAAGAAAUCAGUGAAGUUUUUAAACACAAGAAACCUCAAGUAGUUGUCGAAGAGCUUGCUAAAAUGACAUAUACUACAAAACAUAGAUGGUAUCCUAAAAAGGAUAGAAAAGUAAUCAAGAUAAAACCAGAGAGACCAUAUCUGUAGAUGUAAUUUAUAUUCUAAAUAAACCUAAUGAAAUACCAUUGAAUAAAAUUAAAAUUAAACAAGAA